This is a messenger RNA of Eriocheir sinensis (Chinese mitten crab), 4129 nucleotides long. RefSeq names its product 1,4-alpha-glucan-branching enzyme-like. Gene Ontology annotation, biological process: glycogen biosynthetic process. Gene Ontology annotation, molecular function: hydrolase activity, hydrolyzing O-glycosyl compounds; 1,4-alpha-glucan branching enzyme activity; cation binding. Gene Ontology annotation, cellular component: cytoplasm. The record is from RefSeq and is a predicted model, not a curated record. NCBI's taxonomy places the organism in Eukaryota, Metazoa, Arthropoda, Malacostraca, Decapoda, Varunidae.
CCCGUAUCCUGCAACGUAUUGGCACCCGUUUGAAUAUCCUCUCGUGGGAACUGAUGGGAUGUUCAUGGACUUCUUUGUGAUCCUAUUGAUAGUUUUACACGACGUCUGCAUCUUGAACGGGAAAAAUCACCCAAGAAAACCCGGUUAAUCUUAUCUGUGGCCUUGGGAAAUAGUCGUAGUGGGGUCAUCGUGGGUCUGGCAGCAAAGGUUUAUUUAGGAAUAUCAAGGUCGGGUGUUGGCAGGAGCGCACUUCUAACGUGCUGCCUUGAACACCAUUUGUCUAGCACGUGUUUUACCGAGCCGGGGAGGACGUGGCAGACACACCGCCGCUCCCACAGGACACUUGCAGCACCGGAGAAGGGGACUCGAGGUUUCCUGUGGACUGACAAGCAGGGGGAGAGGACCAAACCAGCCAGACUAACCCCGGACACGGCUGACAGGGUUACAGGUGCAGGGGACAGGUUACAAGUGCAGGGUUCAGCCGAGACACAGCCGCCCCACACACACGCCCACAGUCUCCCAGCAGCCCGGCACCAUGAUUUAUGUGGACCCCAAGGAUGUGGUGGUGCCCAGGAUAAACGACCUCUUGAAUAGGGACGGGUAUUUGAAGCCCUUCGAGAAUGAGAUCAAACGCAGGUAUGGCUGCUUCCAAGCACUGCUAAAGCAGAUUGAGGCAGGAGAAGGUGGAAUUGACAAGUUUUCUCGGGGCUAUGAGAAGUAUGGCAUCCAUGUCAACCCAGACAACAGCAUCACGUGCCAUGAGUGGGCUCCUCUUGCUCAGGGACUCUUCCUAAAAGGAGACUUUAAUGACUGGAACAAAAUUUCACAUCCCUUCAAAAAACUAGAGUUUGGAAAAUGGGAGAUACACAUUCCAGCAGCUCCUGACGGCUCAUGUCCAAUCAAGCAUAUGUCCCGGGUCAAGAUUGGUGUGUUGGCAUCUAAAAAUGAGAUUGGUCUCCUGACUCCAAAGGACACCAUGGAGGACAGGCUGUGCCCUUGGGCCACAUAUGUAGUUCAACCCCCCAAAACUGAAGGGACUGCCUACCAGCACCACUUAUGGAACCCACCUGCACAAGAGAGGUACACCUUCCAACACCCUCGUCCUUCCAAGCCCAAGGGCUUAAAAGUGUAUGAGUGCCAUGUUGGCAUAGCCACUGAAGAGAGAAGGGUUGGCACUUACAAGGAGUUCACCACUAACGUUCUCCCACGAAUACUCAAACUUGGUUACAAUGCAAUCCAGAUAAUGGCAAUCAUGGAGCAUGCAUAUUAUGCCAGUUUUGGAUAUCAAGUCACAAGUUUCUUUGCUGCCUCAAGUCGGUUUGGCACACCUGAAGAACUGAAAGAGCUGGUUGACACUGCCCACUCAAUGGGGCUGUUCGUGCUCUUGGAUGUUGUCCAUUCCCAUGCCUCGAAGAAUGUGAUGGAUGGCCUCAAUGAAUUUGACGGCUCUGACUCGUGCUACUUCCAUGGAGGUUCCAGGGGGGUGCAUUCUUUGUGGGAUUCCAGGCUCUUCAACUACUCAAGCUGGGAGGUGUUGCGGUUUCUGCUGUCGAAUUUGAGAUGGUACCUCGAGGAGUACAAAUUUGAUGGUUUCCGGUUUGAUGGUGUCACCUCCAUGCUAUACCACCACCAUGGUAUUGGGGAAGGAUUCAGCGGUACCUAUGAAGAAUACUUUGGCCUCAGUGUAGAUACCGAAGCUCUGGUGUACAUGAUGCUGGCCAACUACAUGCUACAUAAGCUGAACCCAGAAACCAUCACAAUUGCCGAGGACGUGUCUGGGAUGCCCGCCUUGUGUCGCCCAGUAGAAGAAGGUGGUGGAGGGUUUGACUACCGACUUGGCAUGGCAAUUCCAGACACUUGGAUCAAGCUUCUAAAAGAAAAGGCUGAUGAUGACUGGAACAUGGGAAAUAUUUGCCACGUCUUGGAAAACCGACGUUACCAGGAGAAGACUAUCGCUUAUGCUGAAUCCCAUGAUCAGGCACUGGUUGGGGACAAGACUAUUGCUUUCUGGCUAAUGGACAAAGAAAUGUACACCCACAUGUCCAAAUUGUCUGGCCCAACUGUCAUCAUUGACAGAGGUAUUGCCCUGCACAAGAUGAUCAGACUUGUCACCCAUGGCCUGGGUGGGGAGGGCUACCUCAACUUUAUGGGGAAUGAAUUUGGACAUCCUGAGUGGCUUGACUUCCCAAGGAUAGGCAACCAAGAGAGUUACCACUAUGCCCGAAGGCAGUGGAGCGUGGUGGACAAUGACCUCUUGAAGUACAAGUACCUGAAUAAUUUUGAUGCUGCAAUGAAUAAACUGGAGAGUGUGCAUGGUUGGCUCAGUGCUGACCCAGGCUACAUCAGCACAAAGCAUGAGGGAGACAAAAUUAUUGUCUUUGAGCGUGCAGGCUGUGUCUUCAUAUUCAAUUUUCACCCCAGCAAGAGUUACAGUGACUACAAGAUUGGUGUGGGUGUCAAUGGGAAGUAUAAGAUUGUUUUAGACUCUGAUUCAGAGGAGUUUGGUGGCCACAAACUGAUUGCUGUCACGGAUUUCUUCACCAGUAAUGAUGGAUACAACAAUCGCCGCUACAGCCUGAUGGUCUACAUUCCAAGUCGAGUUGCUAUUGUACUAGCAAAGUUUGAUUGAUGUUUUUCCUGAAGUAGGUCCAAGAGGCAUGGUGGUGAUUGCAGUCAAGUGAAAGAGGCAUGGCAUCUCGCCACCAUAAACUUGUACCAAGAUCAUGUAAAUUUCACCAAGUUAGUAGCAACUAAAGAUAUUGUACAUACUGUUUUUUAGUAGUUAAUUAUUUAGAUGUAUGUUUGUGUUAAGGCCUUAAGAAUAUAUUUUCAUUAUAUAUUGUUGGUUAUCAUUGCUGGAUAGCAUUUUAUUUAAAUAGACAGUUGUAGUUCAUUUUGGCUGAAAAUACACAGUACAGUAAAGUAUAAAGACAGAAUUAUGAAUACUCAGGCUAAGCAUGCUAACUUAUCUCUUUUAAUUCUGAGCAUUAUUAUGUAACACUGGGACUAGAACACUUUAAAAUAAUCUUGGAUAUAUUGUUAAUUUGCAUCUAAAAGAGUGCUAAAGAUUGUCAGGCAAAGUUUAAGUUUGGGGUUGAUUGAAGAUCUGGACAGCAUGUGGGUGUUCAUCCACCACUCAGUGAUGGUUGAAAAUUGUCAUCUGCUUGCAAUGGAACUUGAACUCUGGUCUUUAGGAUUAUCAUGUCCAUGCACUAACCACUAGACCAUAUCUAGAUUGGUGGCAUCCAAGAGAUUUUACCCAUUGAUUACUGUCGUACUUUAGGUUUUGGGCUGGUGGUAACCUUGGAAUGAAUCACUCUUACUCAAGGACAGAAGCAGCAUUGUUUGAGAGUAUGGCAGCAUUUCUUUGAACUGGUUUUGCUGAGAUAUAAGCUUAUAUCUAGUCAGUUUUCUUACUAAUAAAGGUUAGCUGUCUAUCUCAAAAUGAAGACUCCUUCCCUUUUUUGUUUGUUUUUUUUUUUUUUUUUUUUCCCAUAAUGUCAGGCAUUUAUUAUAAAGGCAUAAGGGUAUUAAAUUAUUUUUUUAUGUGUGAAGUUGUAUUGAAGAAGAGAUCAAUCAAUUAUAUAACAAGAGAUAAACUUUAGUAUAUCUUCAUACCACAACAACCACAUAGGAAUUUGAAUUUGGCACUGCCAAAUCAAUACCUAAACUGCACCAUUCCUCACCUUUGAACCAGCAUAGAUCUAAAUAUAAGUUAUGCCUUUCAGGCAGUGUGUUUAUGAACAUUGACCAAAGCACUAGCAUAUCUGUAAGGAAAAUAAUUAAGAUGAAACCUUUUUUAUGCCUUUUUUUUUUCUUUUUCAAGAAAUAUGGAAAUAUUACCCAGACAAGGGUUUGGUCCAGCUACUGAAACAAAGUUCUUCCAUCUAGCAGCAGAUUGUGCAAACAUUGGAAACUAUUCUAUUCCUGACUUGCUUAGAAUUUUGCAGUCAAGUAUAGUAAGGAACACUUCUUGACUCUCUUAAAGCACACAGUUGCAGCUCCACCCUUCCUUUAACCUAUGCAGUAUAAUCAGAAAGUAACAGCUUGCCUCCCUACUGGUGUUGGCAAAUUUUUUAUCCUUAUUUUUUAAUUAAUUAAUUAAUUUAUUUAUUUAUUUAUUUAUUUU